GAAACCAUAGUUAACAGAUGUCGUACUUCGGUCAGCCCACAGUAUUGGCUUAUUCAAACUGCGUUCACUGCGCAGGCGGUUCUCUACGUUAUAAGUGUUCAACGUGCGUGACCGGAGUCAGCAUUCGUGCCGAGGUAUCAGACGCGUUCGAAAGUCACGCCAGUGAGGAAUUAUCUGCUGAUCAGCGUAGCGGCUCCGUUCGAGACCAUAUUAUAUUUUCGGCGUACGCGUGAUAAACUUGUCCGGAAGCAUGGCGACGGAGGUGGCUCAACUUCCCCAUCUAAAAGUCUUCGACCGCGUAUUGGAAUUACCCAUCGUUGAGUUGGCACUCGCUAAAUCUGCAGAGACGUAUUCGAGGGUAAAGGAAUCGCACCAGUUAAUGCACUGGGCUUUAAGUACUGCGGAAUCGUCCGUAAGCAUCGCGACGAGACAAGCAAUGCCUAUUGCCAUGCCUAUCGCGAAAAGACUUGAGAGUCCUAUAAAUUUCGUCGAUAAUACAUUAUGCUUUGGUCUUGAUAAAAUUGAAGAAAAAGUGCCGCUGGUGAAAGAGAAACCUGCACAGAUUUUAGAGAAAGCAGUAUCGAGAAUUUCGCAAGUAAACGAUUUGAUUCUCAUACAAGCGACGAAUUUGCGAGACAUCAGCUGGAAUACGGCCAAUCAUAUACUUGAUACACAUUAUGGCAGUGUGGCCGUGAGAGGUAUAGAUAGCACGGCCGUUGCUGUUGAUAAACUCAUUGAUAGAUAUUUCCCCGCAACAGAAGAAGAAAAGCCGUUAGCUGAUGAACCGAUAAAUACACCUGAAGAGGACAAGCUGCUCCAUACUUUACAAACCGUCGGUCACCUGUCCAAUAAAGCUGCUCGACGCGUGUAUCUAAACAUAAUAAACCACUUGGAUACAAUUAAGAAGGAUGGUUUAUUGAAAGCUUACGUCAACAGUUUAGUCGAGUUCCUUCGACUCACGAAGUAUCUUCACACUGUCAACGAAAAGCCACAAGUUAAUGGCGAAAAAAAGCAAGAAUCACAAGAAGAAAAGGAAAAGAGCGAGUAAAAGCACCGUUUCCUUCCUACUUUUCUCAAAAUUUCUCCACUUAUGGUUAUUUAAAUCAUCGAAAUGAAUAUCAUUUGUAUUUAUCAUCUGGAAAUAAUUGUUUAUAUUUAUUUUUAAUAAUUAUGCGCAUAUAAUUAUUAUUUGCAAUGACUCUGUGAAUAUUAUUAAGCAUUAAAUUAAUGCGAUCACACGUGUUAAUCGUUAAGAGUCAAAUUAUCGAUUAUGUGUUGAGCCUUUGAAGCCGAAAAAACAAUCGACAUUCAAAAAUAUUCUUCGGACCGCUAAUACAUAAACAUUCCUUCAUAUUACGUUGUUAAAUACAUAACAUAAAAAAAUAUAAUUGUAAAAAUAAGAUAUUGAGAGAAUUGUGUACAGAUACGUUUUAUAUUUAUGUAUUUUGUAUAAUCUAUGAAAAUAGAUAAAUAAUAUAAUAAAAGUUACAAAUGCAAUAAAUCUUUUAUCAUGAAUAUUAG
Molecule: messenger RNA, 1521 nt
Organism: Solenopsis invicta (red fire ant)
Lineage: Eukaryota; Metazoa; Arthropoda; Insecta; Hymenoptera; Formicidae
Product: lipid storage droplets surface-binding protein 2
Exons: 4
Coding region: 251-1048 (265 amino acids)
Biological process (GO): lipid storage; positive regulation of triglyceride storage
Cellular component (GO): cytosol; lipid droplet
Source: RefSeq, a predicted model, not a curated record